Molecule: messenger RNA, 4815 nt
Organism: Osmia lignaria (orchard mason bee)
Lineage: Eukaryota; Metazoa; Arthropoda; Insecta; Hymenoptera; Megachilidae
Gene: muskelin
Product: muskelin 1
Cellular component (GO): cytoplasm
Molecular function (GO): protein binding
Source: RefSeq, a predicted model, not a curated record
AUAUAGAAUUUCAAGUAGAUCGUUUAUGUUGUCAUAACGUUACAAUAUGUUCACCGGGUCAUGUUUUCACAUGGCGAUCAUCCUUAGAUAAUGUAUCUAUAAAAAUGGCACGCACAUUUAGUGCUAAAGCUUAUGUCAUUUGUGUAACAUGGCGGCCAACGAGAAUAGCAACUUUCAGAAAGUUUUGGAGUUCAAAAUUUACAAGUGCUCCAGCUUUUCUUCUUCUUACGUGCCAGAGAAUAUUCUUGUAGAUAAACCAUCGGAUCAAACGUCGCGCUGGUCUUCUGAUAUUGACAAUCACCCACAGUUUCUUAUAUUAAAAUUACAAUGUCCUUCGAUCGUGAAAAAAAUUACAUUUGGUAAAUAUGAAAAAACACAUGUAUGUAACAUAAAAAAGUUUAAAGUGUACGGUGGUUUAGAAGCAGAAAAUAUGAUGGAACUUUUAGAAAGUGGACUAAAAAAUGAUUCUAUACCAGAAACAUUUGAUUUAAAACACAUAUUAGGAAACGAGGAAAAUUACUUUCCAGUUAGGUAUAUAAAGAUUCUUCCAUUGCAAUCGUGGGGUCCUAGUUUUAAUUUCUCUAUCUGGCACGUACGCUUAACUGGCACAGAUGAUUACAAAAUUGUGAGGCCCAGUAUUGAAUGGCUCAACGCGUAUCGCCAAAAAGAGGUAAUAAGGUUGUGUAUGAAACACUUCAGAAAGCUUGAACAACCAGAGAUUGUAGAGACUUUACAAAGAGUUACCGGUGUUCCACUGGAAGAUUCUAGAUUGACAGGGUUAUACGAUUUAUUAGUUACAAAGGGUGAUCAUUUACAAGCCGAAUGUUUUAUAAGUAACGCCGUAAUGAUGGGUCUUUUAAACGAUUACAUCAACGCUCAGACGUAUAGAGCAGUUUGGACAAAAUUAUCAUCGAACGAUAUUAAGCCAGGAAUGAGGGGUGGUCAUCAAAUGGUGCUUGAUCCAACCGCGGAGCUUUUAUACUUGUUCGGAGGUUGGGAUGGAAAUCAGGACCUCUCAGAUUUGUGGUCCUAUAGUAUAGCUUCUAAUAAGUGGACCCUUAUAUGUAAGGAUACAGAAGCUGUGGGUGGUCCGAGCGCAAGGUCUUGUCACAAAAUGUGCCUUGAUCCGAAACGUAGACAACUUUUUACGCUUGGUAGAUAUUUGGAUGCCGGAUAUAGAACGCCGGAUAACUUGAAGAGUGAUUUUUACGUAUACGAUAUCGAAUCGAACAAAUGGACACAAAUAUCGGAAGAUACGGGAGCUGUAGGGGGUCCUCAAUUAAUUUUCGAUCAUCAGAUGUCCAUGGACAUUGAGAAACGCACCAUUUACAUAUUUGGCGGUCGAAUUUUAGUCUCCCCGACGAAUUCCGAAGAACACGGUAUGAUGUCGAGUUCAACCGAACCAAUCUUUUCUGGAUUGUAUUCUUACCAUGUACCGACCGGUACUUGGAACAGACUUGCCUGUGAUAUUGCCAGACCGUGUCCACCUAAUGUACCAACAGUUAUGUCCAGAGCCGGUCAUUCUAUGUUAUUCCAUUCGGGAUCGCGAAAAUUAUACAUUUUCGCGGGUCAAAGGGGUAAAGAAGAUCUCAGCGAUUUUUUUACCUACGAAGUUGACACAAACCAUAUCGAGCACAUCUUCAACGAUUUUGGUGCAAAAGACUCGAAUCACGUUCCAACAGCAGGCUUCACGCAAAGAGCGACCAUUGAUCCUGAGUUGGGAGAGAUAUACGUUCUAUCGGGUUUAAGUAAGGACAAAGUAAAGAGGUCCGAUAGCGUGCAGCAUUCUUUUUGGGUGUACAAUAUUAAGAAGAACAGGUGGUCUUGCAUCUAUCGAAACGAUAACAUCGGAGAAAAAUAUUGGAAUAGAAUGCAAGAUUUCGAACCGUGUCCACGAUUCGCCCAUCAAUUAGUUUACGAUCACGUGAAAAAGGUUCACUAUUUGUUCGGAGGGAAUCCCGGACGAGCUUGUCUUCCAAACUUACGGCUCGACGAUUUUUGGCAAUUGAAAUUAUGCAGACCGUCCCACGAGCAGAUCCUAAAACGAUGCAAGUUACUAAUACGAAAGCACAAGUUUGAAGAGCUGGCUUUGAACAACAGCGUCGAAGCGUUGGAAUACUUGCAGACAAAGGUAUCGGAAAUCAUCGAUCAUAACGAUGUGGAACAAACAAAAGAGUUUCAAUUGUUAACGUCUAUUUUAUUCAGAGAACAAAACUCCUUACUAGGAGAAGCCGCAAAUUCGAACAGUUCAGACGCCGUAUUAGGAAAUUUAGUUAACAUGGAUACAACGUCGUUGUAUUGUCCGACGACGCGCGAUAUUCAUACAUUAAGGAUCGAAUUGUACGAUAAACUGACGGAAUUCUUUCCCGAGUCACUAACGCAACCUCGUGCUAAUCUGAUCGAUCUUUUGCCAUUAUGAUCAAACAGUGAUUGAAAUUCGAUUACUCGGUACGUCUGUAAAAUGUAAAGCAAAGAGAUUCCUUUUGUUUCCUUGUACAAAUAUUUUCUACGAUAUCGAAACCAGUUUUAACUUCGAGAAGGGAAACGUUAUUUUUUUAGUCUAAUUCUUUGUAUCGUUUGAAGAAAGGAAUUUUCAGAGACACCGACAUCCGCGUAUAUCAUACAUGCAUAUACAUAUAUACAUAUACGCGUAUACAUAAAUUCAGUUCGAUUUAUUUUGCAUAAAAGAUAGCUUGAGGUACACAGAUACUAAUAUAUAUAUUCUUUAUUGUGAUAUGAUUAAACAACGGAUUAUAUUAAGAGACAAAGAUGAUAAUACACUUACGUUAAAUAGUGUCUUUUUGUAUUGAGUUUUCGUUUUGCAUUGGAUUGUUAUAGGCUGCUUUCGUAGUACGUAGAUUUGUUAAAUUUAUUUGUAAAUUUUAUUUUAUAAAGAAAAGCGUAACGAGAAAAGUAUUAUAAUUAUUCAUACACUAGUACCGUUAGAUCGUUCGUGCUUGAGCCGCAUUACCAACAAACCGAAUUACCGUACAUAUACGGGGAUUAACACUUGUUCGUGAUUUAUUUUCAACGUAUACAUAGCUAUCGGUGUUCACGCGAUUAAGGAAAAGAUAGCUCUUUCUUUGAUCAUCAACACCCUGUAUAGUUAGAAGAAUAUUUCUCCGAGUUUCAGGAAACAAAAGCCCGUCAAUCAUUGUAAACGCUGUUAUAAAACUAGAUACGCGUUUCAAAUCAUAUUAUACAUAAUUCCUCUAUUUUUUAUGGCUUCGCUCUGUUUAUUAUUUCAAAUAUAUUGUACAGUUUAACGGCCGCGAAUCGUGGUGUACGGAAUAGCUAGGACUACAGAGAUAGUUAUUUGUAUUUCAUGGUGUGAAUCUACCAUAAAUGUUUCGCGAUAAACUUAGAUAGACGCUGCGAGAUACACAUGGCAAUAAUACGAAAUUAUUUUUUAUCUUCCUCGGUCAAAUUUGCUAUACAUAUUAUAGAUAAGUCUACGUAUAUUGUAUGUACAGGGUGUUUGAAAAAGAAAAGCUGGUGUCAAAUCUAAAAAGGUGCAUCGUACUCGUCGGACUUAUAUUAAUUUGCUAUUGCAAAUAUAAUAGAUUAGACGAAUAGAUGAAUGUAGUGCUGGACAUCUGAAACCAAAAACGGUGGGUUUACAUCAUUUCUAUCGAACAGCCUGUACAUAAAAGGUAGCUGGUUGCGCACUUUUGUUUCUACCAUCUUGUACAUAUCCUAUGAUCGUUCUAAGAUCAUAGGGAGUGAUAGCUAAUGCCAGCGUUACUGUUAAUCCCUUUGUACUAUAAGCGUUAUCUUAUGAUACACGUAAAUGCGCUGUCAGGCAUCGCGGAACAUCUUUGUACAUAGCCAUCGCUUCGGUAUCGUUGUAAGCAUAAAUCACAGAUCUAGCAUUGUAAAACAUAAAUGCCGAGAUUGUGAUCGAAUCGCGUAGCUUGUUGACUGUUCGAGAUGCAUGGAAAGCGUGUUCAAGCGUGCCCUUUGUAUAUAACUGUAAACGCUAACGAACGGAACGAUUGUGUAAUUUGGUUCUAAGUUAAGAUAACGAAGCAUCGCGAACGAAGAAAUUCGAGACAGCAAGCGAGAAACGUUUGAGGAAAGAAAGAAAAUUAACGCCUGUCUUAACGAACGUCUUUACGAUCUUUCUCCGAUCAUUUUCAAAUUUAUAGAAGGAAAUACUCUAUCGAAACGUGUUCGAUAGUUAGAGAUCCGUUUAAUCCGUUUAAUCGAGAGAGAAAGUGAGAUAAAACAUUAUCUUCCACAAUGUUAUUCAUGAAAUGACGAAAUAUCAGAUUUAUCUCAGGAUCUUAUUCGAUCGUUUUAUUACCAUACUCGACAAGAACGUUGAAUAGAGUUCUAAUGACGUGAUAUUCGAAGUUCUAGUCAACUAAUACCUACGAUUACGAGAAAAACAAAAGGGAAGGGAACGGUGUGAUUUCUAGUACGAUUAAGGAUCAUACUUGUACAUUAUAGCGCUCUAUACUUCCAUCCUGUUUGUACGACCUAUUUGUUUUUACCGAACAUCCUAGACUGUUGGUUUUCCAAUUGUUUAUCGCGAUAAUGCGUAUAGGAAAAACGAAACGAAUUGUUGUUUUCCAAACGAUCGUUCUCUUUUUUCUUUUACCGCGAGAUUUUUUUGCUAUCGUAUCGUUUACACGACUCUACGCGUUCAAACAAUAUAAUCCCUUUCGUUAAGCAUAUAACCAGAUGCAUUUAUUUUGAAUCUUGUUAUCGUUUGUUGACCGUCGUUUCAAAUUGUACCGAGUUGAACACGAACGUGUGCGUCACGUAUGUACAUAUGAAAUAAAAAAAGGCGAAUGUUUUGCAAGAAUUACA